AUGAGCAUCUUGAUAAAGUCUCGAGGCCCAUCGAGUGGCGGCUCAAGGCUUGUGUCAGUGUGGUUCACAUCAGACAAAACGUUGGCAUUGACGGGCCUUGGGGGUCAUUUACUAUUAUUACAGGCCACUGGCAGAACAAAGCUGACCAACUGCCUUCAGCGCAUGUCCCAGCAGCAGGGCCAACAGCAGGGCCAGCCCACUGCUCCCCAGCCUGCUGGUGGUGUUCAUGGGCCCGCCGGACGUCGCCUGCACAUUGCUCAUCGUCGCAGCCCAUCUGAGCUGACACCCUUGAUGAGCAUGUUUGCCAACCCUGGAAUGGAGCAAUUGGCUAUCCAGCAGCAGAUCGAGCUUCUACAGCAGCAACAGCAGCAGAUCCAGGCUACUCAUCAGCAGUAUGUCAACAUGGGAAUGAUUCCACCCGGCCAGCCCAUGGCCCAUAAUGGAGCGUUCAAUCCUUUGCAAUCCAUGGGCAACAUGUCGCAAAAUGCUUUCCAGUUCCCCAACCAAAUACCCCAAAACGUUUCAAUGGCUCCUCCUGCCCAGCCGCUCUCCCAUCGUCGGAAUCAGUCCGCCCUUCCCAACAUGGGAAUGGGCCCGCCUCCUGCUCCAUCGGCUGGAGCUUCCGGCGCUGCCUUUGGCAACUUCGAAGCCCCGAGCGGCCACAACCGAGAGAAUAGCAGCGCCCGAGGUGGAAGAGGUGGUGGUGGUGGUCACCAGAGACGCCACUCCCUGGCUCUUGCCGACGCCAAAAAGGCCGCCGAGAUUGCCCAGCAGAAGCGCACAACGACCGGCUUCCAGUUCCCCGGCCCCAACGCCACCGGUGAUAAGGCCGAAGAGGAGAAUAAAACCGCAUCUCAACCCAGUGUCGAGGGUCUUGCCCCAUCAUCUGCCCUUCGUGGCGGCCGCGGCGGACAUGGUCGUAGCCAGAGCAUGGCAGUUAACGGACGCGGCGCUGCUACCCGAGGUAAUUUCAGCAUCGGUGGUGAUGCCGACUUCCAGCGCCGUGGCGGUGGCGGUGGCCACAAUCGAACUGGUUCGCGCAGUUUCGAGGGCAACUGGCGCACUCAAAGUCAGAACCAGGAGCAGGGUGGCGCUCCCCAAUCUCAGAGCUUCCAGCCCGGACACAGGUCUCGCGCCUCUAUGAACCAGUCUGUGUCUUCCAUUGGCGCCUUCCAGUACAACCCUGGAAACCUCCAGCUUCCUGGACAGAUGAUGAUGCCACAGAUGUACGGUCAGAGCCUGAACUCUGUCCAGCUUAGCCAGCUUCAGGCUCUCCAGGCUGCGCAAAUGAGUGGCCAGCAAUUUCAAGGCCUACAGGCCCAGCAGGGCGGCCAGCAACAGCAGCAGCAGCAGCAGCAGCGCAAGACUUUGUUCACACCCUACCUUCCCCAGGCUUCGCUACCCGCACUCCUCGGAGAUGGACAGCUCGUAUCUGGUAUCCUCCGUGUCAACAAGAAAAAUCGUAGCGAUGCCUAUGUUACAACCCAGGACGGCCUUCUCGACGCUGAUAUCUUCAUCUGCGGUUCCAAGGACAGAAACCGUGCUCUCGAGGGCGAUCUUGUUGCCAUUGAGCUCCUUGAUGUCGACGAAGUGUGGUCCCAGAAGCGUGAGAAGGAAGAGAAAAAGAAGCGCAAGGACAUUACUGAUACGCGCUCCAACUCGACCAACCAGGGCAACCAGAGUUCCAACCGUACGGACGAUUCUGGCAACGUCGAAGGUGGUCUUCGUCGUCGUGGCAGUCUCCGUCAGCGCCCUACACAGAAGAAGAACGACGACGUUGAAGUUGAGGGCCAGAGUCUGCUCCUUGUUGAGGAAGAAGAGAUAAACGAUGAGCAGAAGCCCCUCUAUGCUGGUCAUGUCGUCGCUGUCAUUGAGCGUGUCGCUGGUCAGAUGUUUUCAGGUACUCUCGGCCUUCUUCGUCCUAGCAGCCAAGCUACCAAGGAGAAGCAGGAGGCCGAGCGCGCUGCUCGUGAUGGCAACAGUGGCCGUAACGAUUCUCGGCAUCAGGAAAAGCCCAAGAUCGUCUGGUUUAAACCCACCGACAAGCGCGUUCCCCUCAUCGCUAUCCCCACCGAGCAGGCGCCUCGCGACUUUGUCGAGAAGCACCAGGAUUAUGCCGACCGCAUCUUUGUCGCUUGUAUCAAGCGUUGGCCCAUCACUUCGCUCCAUCCCUUUGGCACGCUCGUGGAACAGCUUGGACCUAUGGGAGACCUCAAGGUCGAGACGGACGCGCUUCUCCGCGACAACAACUUUUCUUCCGAUGAAUUCUCCGAUGCUGUUCUGCGCAGCGUAGGCCUUCAGGAUUGGGAUCUUGCCAAGGAAGACGAGGCUUCUAUCUCUGCUCGCCGCGAUUUCCGCGAGGAGCGAGCUUUCACUAUUGACUUCAACGGCGGUGCCGAAUUAGGUAAUGCCGUCCACGUCAAGACGCGCCCCGAUGGCAAGAUUGAGAUUGGUAUUCACGUUCCCGAUAUUGCCCACUUCGUCAAGCCCAACUCCCUUGUGGACCGUGAGGCCAAGAAGCGUGGCACCUCUGUGCAGCUGGUGGACCGCUUCUGCGCUCUUCUCCCUCCCAAGCUGGCUGGCGAGGUCUGCUCCAUUACCCCCGCAGAGGAGCGUCUGGCUGUUAGCGUUGUCUUCAGCGUCAACCCCCACAACGGAUCUGUUGCUGAGGGUGAUGCUUGGGUUGGAAGAAGUAUCGUCAACAGUGUCGGCAAGUUGUCGCUUGCGGACAUUGAUGCUGCCGCCGCCGACGAUUCUGCGUACAAGAACCAGGCCGUUCCCCUCAAGACUGUCAAGAUUCUCCAGGCUGUUGCUCAAAAAUUCCGCGAGGCUAGGCUAGGUGCCGGUGGCGAGCCCAUUGCGCCCCUUCGCCUGUUCCAGCAGCUCGAUGACGAGAACCAGCCUGUUCAGUUCAACAUUUUCGAUUCCACCGAGUCUCUGGAGCUUGUGGAGGAACUCAUGCACAAGGCUAAUGCGUACAUUGCGCAACGCCUUGCUGAAGGCCUACCAGAAAAGGCUCUCCUUCGCCGCCAGUCUCCUCCCAACCCUCGUCGACUUCAGACCUUCGGGGAGCGUAUGAACGCGCUGGGCUACGAUGUUGAUGCAUCCGGAAGCGGUGCUCUGCAGAACAGUCUGUUCAAGGUGGAAGACUCUGAACUCCGUCAGGGUAUGGAAACCCUGGUUGUGAAGUCUAUGCAGCGCGCGAAAUACUUUAUUGCGGGCAAGACUCCCAAGCAGCUGUGGCAGCACUACUGCCUGAACCUUCCUCUCUACACCCAUUUCACAAGCCCAACUCGUCGCUACGCGGAUAUUGUGGUUCACCGCCAGCUUGAGGCUGUCCUCUCCGAGGGCAAGAUUGAGUACUCGGAGGAGAUGGAGAGUCUUGUCAAGACUGUCGAGUCGGCCAACACCAAGAAGGAGUCUGCCCAGAACGCCCAGGAGCAAAGCGUGCACAUCGAGGCUUGCCGCAAGAUGGAUAAGCUGCGCCAAGACACCAACGGCGAUCUUAUCACUGAGGGUAUCGUUGUCUGUGUGUAUGAGUCUGCUUUUGAUGUUCUUAUUCCUGAGUGGGGCUUUGAGAAACGCGUGCACUGCGAUCAGUUGCCGCUGAAGAAGGCCGAGUUCCGAAAGGAGAAGCGCGUCCUUGAGCUGUAUUGGGAGAAGGGUGUUCCCAGCUCUGCUUACGUCCCUGAGGACGAGCGCCCCAAGGCUGCCGCUUCCCAGAGAAUGACCAACGCCUUGGCCGCUGCCAAACAGGCCGAAGUGGCUGCCAAAGCUAGAAAGGAGCGCGAGGAGGCUACUCGCAAGCAGACUGAGACCGGCACUAUGUCUACCGACGAUGUUGAUGCUCUGUUUGAUGAUGACGAGGAGGACAACGUUUCGGAUGUGACUGAGGCUAUGGCUGGUGCUUCCCUUGGCGACCGCCCUACGCAGAGCGUUCCUAGCUCGCCCGAUCGCUCCGCUUCGGACGCUGCCGCUCUUCAGCGCGCUCGCUCUGACUCGAGAAUGCCCGCGGGUGAUGCUGUUGAGUCGCGUCUUACCAACAAGGAGAAAUACCUGAAGCUGUUCAAGCUUCGCGAGGAAGAUGGCGAGUACAUUCAGGAUGUUACGGAGAUGACAAGGGUGCCUAUCAUCCUGAAGACGGAUCUCACCAAGAGCCCACCGUAA
Messenger RNA from Cordyceps militaris CM01, 4167 nucleotides. Its product is annotated as cell wall biogenesis protein phosphatase Ssd1, putative. Gene Ontology annotation, cellular component: P-body; exosome (RNase complex). The record is from RefSeq and is a predicted model, not a curated record. Bases 1 to 4167 code for a protein of 1388 amino acids. Gene Ontology annotation, biological process: mRNA catabolic process. Gene Ontology annotation, molecular function: 3'-5'-RNA exonuclease activity; RNA binding. The transcript is spliced from 4 exons. NCBI's taxonomy places the organism in Eukaryota, Fungi, Ascomycota, Sordariomycetes, Hypocreales, Cordycipitaceae.